GUUUUUGGUGCAAAGGCUGUGGCGAGGACUGUGUUUCUUGUCAUUUCCAGCUGAAAAUAUGCCUCUCCCUCCUCUUUUACAAGCACGGCUAGCGAAGAGAGGGAUUCUACAGGAAUCGGAGAAAGAAUCUCCAGAUGAAGAGAUCAUAGCAGCAGACUACGGUGAGACCACUGCCCCCAAGGGUAAGGUGGACGGCUGCCCCAACGUGAACAACCCCUACCACACCUGUGUGGAGUACUGCAGAACACGCUGGGGCACCACCAAGCAGGACACACCGGUACUGCAGCAGGGCCACCAUCACAACACACUGCCACCAAACUGGGUCAAAGUCUGGGACGAGAAAAAUCAGCACCAUUAUUACUGGAAUGCAGAGACAGACCAAGUCUCGUGGCUGCCUCCUACAGACCCGGCAGCGAAGAUCACAGUUCCAGCAGCCUGGCUAGAAGGCAAGUCAACUGAUAAAUCGGACAGUGAAGCAGAGGGUGACGAUGAUGAUGAUGAUGAUAAUGAUGAAGAUGACCAGGAUGAUGACCUAACAGACGACAGUGAAGACAACGACGCCCACGACAGUUCAGACGCAAAGCGGAGGAGAGAGCCAAUCGGAAAACCUCGCUACAUGGAGUCUCGACAACAGAGAAGACCAGCGCCCUACCAGAGAGGUGGAGGGGGUAGGGACCGACGUAGAGGAUCAGGAGGGCGAGACAGAGAUGAACUUGACCCCAUGGACCCUGCCUCAUACUCAGAUGCACCAAGAGGAACAUGGUCGACUGGACUUCCCAAGGCAAACGAGGCCAAAACUGGCGUAGAUUCCACGGUCUCGGGGCCGCUGUUCCAGCAGAGACCGUACCCGAGUCCCGGGGCCGUCCUGGCCGCUAACCGGGCCGCCGCCGCCAAGAAAUAGACUUUCUCUUGCUACAACUGUGAUCAGUUGUAAUAUAAUACUAGUAGUAGUACGAUCAGCCAGUCAAAAAUUUAAGUUCAGCUCCCAGGGAAUUUCGAAACCCUUAUCAGCAUUAUGCAACUUAUCGUACUAUCUUGUCUUGAUAUAGAAAUUAAAGCAAAGUAAGAUUUUCAAUUGAAAGAGAAUUCAUCCCUAGGGCACUAUAUUACAUGUACGAUUUCUAUGAUCUGUCAUCAUGUUCAUAUUUAUAUGCUAGAUAUUUCACUUUGGACAAACUAUAGAUUUUCCCUAUUCCCAGUGCCCCUCUAAAGUUAAAGAGGCUGUUUUAGUUUAAACAAACACUUGGACACUUAGCAUGUGUUUCAUUAUGUCUUAAAGCUAAGUAGUCCUCUAUAGAUACUAAGAUUCCAGGAUGGUUCCAUUAAAAAAGGAUUGUUACUUUCUGGAAAAUGGAAUGAUCCUGAAUAUGGAAAAUUGCAAGUAAAAUCUUCCUUCAAUUUCUUGGUACUUUUUCCGGUCUAAAAUAUGCAUUUUCUGUCAGUGUAUUUUCCUCUU
This is a messenger RNA of Branchiostoma belcheri (Belcher's lancelet), 1456 nucleotides long. RefSeq names its product polyglutamine-binding protein 1-like. Gene Ontology annotation, molecular function: protein binding. Lineage: Eukaryota; Metazoa; Chordata; Leptocardii; Amphioxiformes; Branchiostomatidae. The transcript is spliced from 7 exons. The coding region runs from base 59 to 901 and encodes 280 amino acids. The record is from RefSeq and is a predicted model, not a curated record.